AGCUCGAAAAAAAAAGCACGAAGAGUCGUAAGUGAUCGAAACACCACAAUUCCACAAAAGCACACUAUUAAUCUCCGUGUAAUGCAAUCAAUCAACAAUGGGCGCCUACACAUGCUCUCUUCGCCACAUCUCUCCAUGUUGAAAACCAAUUUAAUAUUAUUUUAAUCUUUCUCUUCUCGCGCAUAACACCUUCUGUGUAUAUAUAUAUUACACAUAUAUUGUACAUGGCCAUACAAUCCUCACCUCGCUACUACAAGCAUAAUUAUUCUCGUUGAAAGAGCAUCUCCGAGUCGACUCAGAAGAAAUGGAAGGACUCGAUUCAACUCGUGCUUUCCUCAGAAAUGUCAAGCGUAUUGUUAUCAAGGUUGGGACAGCUGUUGUGACACGUGCUGAUGGGAGAUUGGCGGUUGGGCGACUAGGAGCGCUUUGUGAGCAGAUUGAAGAGCUGAAUUAUCAGGGAUAUGAAAUUAUUUUGGUGGCAUCGGGUGCGGUGGGGGUUGGGCGGCAGCGGCUGAGAUACAGGAGAUUAGUAAACAGCAGCUUUGCUGAACUCCAAAAACCACAAGUUGAGCUGGAUGGGAAGGCUUGUGCAGCUGUUGGACAAAAUGGUCUCAUGGCCAUAUAUGACACAUUGUUCAGUCAGCUGGAUGUGACUUCAGCACAACUUCUUGUGACUGAUAACGAUUUCAGGGACCCAAAUUUCAGAAAGCAGCUGACUGAAACAGUAAAAUCAUUGUUGUCUUUAAAAGUGGUUCCUAUUUUUAAUGAAAAUGAUGCUAUUAGCACCAGGAGAGCUCCAUACGAGGACUCUUCUGGUAUAUUCUGGGACAAUGACAGUUUGGCAGCUCUUCUAGCCUUGGAGCUUAAAGCUGACCUUCUUGUUCUGUUGAGUGAUGUCGAUGGGCUUUACAGCGGCCCUCCUAGCGAUCCCAAAUCAAAGCUGAUUCAUACAUAUGUUAAAGAGAGGCUUGAGGGAGUAAUUACAUUUGGUGAGAAGUCAAGGUUGGGAAGAGGGGGCAUGACUGCAAAAGUAAAAUCUGCUGUUUGUGCAGCUGAUGCUGGCAUCCCAGUUGUUAUCACCAGUGGCUUAGCCGGUAGCAAUAUUAUCAAGAUUCUUCGAGGAGAGCGUAUAGGUACUCUUUUUCACCGAGAUGCUCACAAAUGGGUCCCAGUUGAACAUAUUGGUGUACGUGAGAUGGCUGUUGCUGCAAGAGAGAGUUCUAGACGUCUUCAGGCUAUCUCCUCAAAAGAGAGGAGCAAGAUUUUGCUGGACAUAGCUGAUGCCCUGCAAGCAAAUGAAAAACAAAUCUUGGCUGAAAAUGAAGCUGAUGUAGCUGUUGCGCAACAGGCUGGAUACGAAAAAUCACUAGUUUCACGGUUGGAAAUGAGUUCUGAGAAGAUAUCAAGUCUUGCAAAUGCUAUUCGUGUGCUCGCGAACAUGAAGGAUCCAAUUGGUCAUGUUUUGAAUAGGACUGAGCUUGCAGAUGGUCUCGUCUUAGAGAAGACUGCCUCUCCCUUGGGUGUCCUUCUGAUUAUCUUUGAGUCUCGACCAGAAGCAUUAGUACAGAUUUCUUCACUGGCAAUCCGCUCUGGAAAUGGACUCCUUCUAAAAGGAGGAAAGGAAGCCAAGCGGUCAAAUACUAUCUUGCACAAGAUUAUAACUUCAGCUAUUCCACAAAGUGUUGGUGAAAAACUAAUUGGACUUGUGACCUCCAGAGAAGAAAUUCCUGAGUUGCUCAAGCUUGAUGAAAUGAUUGAUCUGGUGAUUCCAAGAGGCAGCAAUAAACUAGUAUCUCAAAUCAAGGCUUCAACUAAAAUUCCGGUUCUGGGCCAUGCCGAUGGAAUUUGUCAUGUUUAUGUUGAUAAAUCUGCCAAUAUCGAAAUGGCAAAGCAAAUUGUUUUGGAUGCUAAAACGGAUUAUCCUGCAGCCUGUAAUGCAAUGGAAACACUUAUUGUUCACAAGGAUUUGAUGCAGAGUGGUGCUCUUAACGAGCUUAUCAUGGAGCUUCAAAUCAAAGGUGUUGAUAUAUAUGGUGGUGAAAAGGUGAGUACUUUACUGAAUGUUCCAGAGGCACAAUCAUAUCGUCAUGAGUACAGCUCGCUGGCUUGUACUGUUGUACUUGUGGAGGAUGUAUAUGCUGCGAUUGAGCAUAUACAUCGUCAUGGAAGUGAGCAUACUGAUUGCAUAGUAGCAGAAGACUCAGAGGUUGCAGAAGUCUUUCUACAUCUGGUCAACAGUGCUUCUGUAUUUCGCAACGCUAGCACAAGGUUCAGUGAUGGAUUUCGUUUUGGACUAGGAGCAGAGGUCGGCAUCAGUACAAGCAGGAUUCAUGCUCGUGGUCCUGUAGGAGUGGAGGGUUUACUAACGACUCGAUGGAUUGCUAGGGGAACUGGUCAAAUCGUGAAUGGUGAUAAGGGGGUUGUUUACACUCACAAGGACCUCACUCAGAAAGCUUAGAUUUAUAUCAGUGGAACUAUUGAAGGAUAAUCUAGUCUGAACUGGGAAGCCUCAUAUUAUGUAGAGGCUUACGUAUUCAACUCGUUGAGAUGCCCUUCACAGCUGGGGAACUCGUAGAUGGUUCUUCUUGUUGUCACGACAUGUAUUGUAAUGUAAUUGGAAAAAAAUAUUUAAAUCACUAUGACUCUUUGAGCUUGAAGAAAGCGCUUUUACUGUAAUCUUCAAGAAUUAGGUCAGAUCUGCGGAUAAUAUUCAUUGAAUAUUAGUGUAAUAUAUGCACUCAUGUAGAGCUGUAGAAACCAUUAAGCUUUUUCCUUGAAAUCUAUCACUUGUAAUACGUUUGUAGUGUAAUAAGAAAUGAAUCAGCAAUUAUCUUUUGUAGA
This is a messenger RNA of Daucus carota subsp. sativus, 2841 nucleotides long. Its product is annotated as delta-1-pyrroline-5-carboxylate synthase. NCBI's taxonomy places the organism in Eukaryota, Viridiplantae, Streptophyta, Magnoliopsida, Apiales, Apiaceae. The transcript has 20 exons. Gene Ontology annotation, molecular function: glutamate-5-semialdehyde dehydrogenase (NADP+) activity; glutamate 5-kinase activity; ATP binding. Gene Ontology annotation, cellular component: cytoplasm. The record is from RefSeq and is a predicted model, not a curated record. Bases 305 to 2458 code for a protein of 717 amino acids.